AUGUGGCUCAACAGUCGUGAUCUCUCAGGCGACGACGACGGCGCCUCCACACGCGACGGCAUGUGGGGCUUCGCCAGCUCGAGUCCUCCGUCGCACGGCACUAUCGGCGCCUCAGGCUCGCGCGCGCUCUGGAACCGCAUGGAACCAGCUGAAGAAGAGCGUGAGGAGGAAGCUUUACCCUCGUACUUGUCCUAUCUCCAGCCAACGUUCCGUCCAGCGCCCAGGACGGCCAGUACGCACGGACCCGCUACACAACCUGUGCCAUCCUUGUACGCGACGAAGCGCGGCGCACCGGGGCUUCCCGCGCCCUAUCCACCAAUUCAAGAACCCGUAGCUGCCACACGUGCUGUUGGACAAGUGGCGCGUAAGAGUUCUGAGCUUGCACAGGCCCUGGAGCAUCUGGUGCUGGGCACGGUGCACCGGCAUCUUGGAGACCGCCCGGCGUCGGAUAAUCAGGCUAGAUGCAGAUGCAACUGUGACACCAUGAGGACUCAGAUGCAGGAAAUGGCUAUACAGGUACAGAUGCUACAGAAUCAGGUGCUGGAGCUGACCAAGAACUCGAUCCCGACUGCUAUUGAGGUCGGCAGAGUGAACGUCAAUGCUGCCAGCAACGGCAACUGGAGCGCGAACGCGCCGCCGUUCGUGCCGAAGCAGUACAAGAGCUCGACGCCGCCGCCACCAUCGCCGACUGCAGUAGACCAGGCGACGGCUACAGUAUUGAGUGACAGAAUCUCGACACUAGAAGGCAGACAGAGCGCGUUCCAGUCGCAACUGGCGCAGAUCGCCAAAGUGCUGGGCAUCCCGACUGGGAAGCCUGGGAAACACAGCCCCGUGAAGCAUCUGGUACAGACGCUGCGUGAUGAAGUGGACGCCAAAGUGCAACAGGCCACGGCGGAUCUGACAGUGGAGAUCAGCGCUGCUCUUGGAGCAAACGGGGGAAUGGGCGCACAGGAGGCCUUAUCAUCCAAUGCGGUGCUAGCUGCUCUUGCAGGUGAACACGAGGCUUCAUUGGCGCGCUUAAGCGGGUCGUUCGAACAGUUGCUCGCAGAGGAGGCUCGACAGCGAGCAGCGCUGGAAUCUCGCGUACGCUCGCAGUUGAGUCAACAAGAAGAGUGGCUACAGCAGCUGGAAGGCGCAUUCGGAUCCCCGCACGAUCCGGAACACGAACAGGAACAUCGAAACAAAAACACGCGUGACGUGGACACAAAACUGGCGGCACUGGAGCGGAAAUGUGACGAGAGUCGAGAGCUCUGUAAGCGACUAGCGCGAUUACUGCCCGAACCAUCGAGAUCUAGACUCUCGUUGCGACGUGGAGACGAAGAUGUAGAGGAAGGAGUGAGCUGGCCAGGACACAUGGUAGGCAGAGGAUAA
Messenger RNA from Phytophthora infestans T30-4, 1371 nucleotides. RefSeq lists its product as uncharacterized. The coding region runs from base 1 to 1371 and encodes 456 amino acids. Lineage: Eukaryota; Oomycota; Peronosporomycetes; Peronosporales; Peronosporaceae. The record is from RefSeq and is a predicted model, not a curated record. The transcript has a single exon.